Molecule: messenger RNA, 1335 nt
Organism: Aspergillus fijiensis CBS 313.89
Lineage: Eukaryota; Fungi; Ascomycota; Eurotiomycetes; Eurotiales; Aspergillaceae
Product: splicing regulator NSRP1-like domain-containing protein
Exons: 1
Biological process (GO): regulation of alternative mRNA splicing, via spliceosome
Source: RefSeq, a predicted model, not a curated record
AAGCGCAAGAAAACCAUCUUCGACGAUCCGGACUCCUCCGACGAGGACACCACCGCGCCCGCGAACAAGAAACCCAGCGCGAUCGAAAUCACCACCCUCGGCGGCCUAGACGAGAUUCCCACCCCAGCGCCAGCCCCCAAACCCACCGACACAGACCCGCAUCCCCCCAAACGCAAACCAACCCUCACCAAUUCGAAACCCCCGUCAACCAUAAAACCCCUCUCCAAAACCUCGAUUUUCGCCAACGACUCCGACCCGGACGAUGAUGCCACCGCCGAACCAACAACGACAACGACAACGACCUACGGGCUCACCACCAAACCACCCACCAAAACCAAAACCCCAACCCCCACAGGAAACGAAUACACCAACCUCUCCGCCCUGCACAGCAGCCGCCAGCACCACCGCAGCGCCGAAUCCCUCGACCCGAGCAUCUACUCCUACGACAGCAUCUACGACACCCUGCACACCAAACCGCCCGCCCCCAAAACUGCAGGAAACCCCGAUGAUUCCCGGGGGCAAGUCCCGAAAUACAUGACCGCCCUGCUCCGCAGCGCCGAGAUCCGCAAACGGGACCAGCUCCGCGCCCGGGACCGGCAGCUCGCCAAGGAGCGCGAGGCCGAGGGGGACGAGUUCGCCGACAAGGAGAAGUUCGUGACGGCCGCGUACAAGGCGCAGCAGGCGGAGAUGCGGCGGAUCGAGGAGGAGGAGGCUGCCCGGGAGGCAAAGGAGGAGGAGGACCGACGGAAGAAUGGGGGCAAGGGGAUGGUCGGGUUCUAUCGGGAGAUGUUGGCGCGCGGGGAGGAGCAGCAUGCUGCUGUUGUUAGGGCUGCCGCGGAAGCGGCUGCGGCUGUAAAGGAAGGGGGUGCUGCAGCUGCAGCUGCAGGGGAAGGUGAGAAGAGUGGGGAGGAGAAGGACGACAAGCACAAGUCGGAGGCGCAGGUGGCGGCCGAGUUGAAUGCGCGGGGCGCGCACAUUGCCGUCAACGAUGACGGGCAGGUCGUGGAUAAGAGGCAGCUGUUGUCGGCCGGGCUGAAUGUCGCGCCGAAGCCGAAGGUGGCGCCGCAACUUGAUCCCAAGGCCGGGGCGAGAGUGGGUGGACCGGCGACGUCGAGGUUCGGCGCGAAUAGAGCAGGGGCGGAUCGCGGCGGCCAGCGCGCCAGACAGACGGAGAUGAUCGCGGCGCAGUUGGAGGAGCGGGCGCGGCAGGAGGAGGAGGCCGAGGCGGCGCGGCAGAAGGAGAUCGCCGAACGCAGUCGGAGCCUGAAGACUCAGGGCGACGUCUCGAGUGCGCGGGAGAGGUAUCUGGCCCGGAAGAAGGAGCGCGAGGCGGCG